Cajanus cajan (pigeon pea) is the source of this 1422-nucleotide messenger RNA. RefSeq lists its product as uncharacterized. Lineage: Eukaryota; Viridiplantae; Streptophyta; Magnoliopsida; Fabales; Fabaceae. The record is from RefSeq and is a predicted model, not a curated record.
AUGGAGGAAUUAACUGAGUCAAGAAACCAAGCUAAAGCCGAGGCCAUGCCUUACAGAAGAGAAACCGAAAAGGAAAAUUACCAAAAGAACAAAAGAGAAGACACCGGAAGGAGUUAUCAGGUGAAAAGACCUCGCUAUGCCGAGUACACCCCGUUGAAUACAACCAGAACAAGGAUAUUAGAACAAGCCCUAGCAUCAGAAAUUUUGAGCAUUCCCAAAAGAGCCCACACCCCUCCAAGAGCCGACCUAUCGAAAUCAUGUUCAUAUCAUCAAAACCAUGGUCAUUCAACAGAGGAAUGUGCUGCUUUGAAGGAUAAAGUGGAGGAAUUGAUAAAACAGGGACAACUAAAAAAGUACAUCGAAAAUCAAAGUACUAAUCGAAGGUACGAUAAUGAGAAGAAUAAUUACGUACAAAGAGGAAGAGAGACACUAAGAGAAGAACGCAAAAUUAGCAGAGAAAGGAUUCGGUCAAGAGAAAGAAAGAGGGAACCAAACGCUAGAAAUCAAGAAAAGAGAGUCAUCAACAGCAUUUCAGGAGGAUUCGCAGGAGGAGGAGAAACCUCUUCUGCUCGGAAAAGAUACUUGAGAGCAGUGAAAACGGUAAAUUUUGUAGAAAAAAGGAAAAAGAAGAUGCCCACUAUAACUUUUACAGAUGAAGAUUUCAAAGGAGUAGACCCUGAACAGGAUGAUCCCAUUGUCAUCAGUGUGGAAAUCAACAAUUGCAUCGUUAAAAAGACCUUGGUAGAUCAAGGAAGUUCCGCUGAUAUACUAUAUUGGAAAACAUUUAAACAAAUGGGAAUUCCAGAAGAAGAACUGAAACACUAUGACGAAUCACUGGUAGGGUUCUCGGGAGAAAGAGUAACAACAAAAGGGUGCAUUGAACUUUAUACUUGCUUCGGUUACAAUCAAGAGGUUUCAAAAACUAUAAGGAUAAGAUAUAUUGUGGUAAAUGCGAAUACUUCUUACAAUAUACUGUUAGGAAGACCAUCAAUCAACGCAUUAGGAGUCAUCGUCUCAACGCCACAUCUAGCCAUGAAGUUUCCAGGAGAAUCACAAAAGAUAAUUACGGUUCAUGCUGAUCAGAAAGUUGCGAGAGAGUGUUACAUGGAAAGUUUGAAAAUACGACCAAUAAUAGAGAGAGAAGACAAAAAUGUACAUAUGGUAUCACCAGAAGCUGGGAAAAUGUUAGACACUACUGAAUUGGACCCACGGUUAGGGAACGAAGAUCUCAGGAUGGAACCGAAUGAAGAAACUUUGCCAUUCCGGUUAGGGGAUAAAGAAGGGCAAAACACAUACAUCGGGUCGAAACUCGAGAAGGAAGAUAAAGAAAGAAUACAGGAAGUAGUGACAAAGAAUAAAGAAUUAUUUGCAUGGACAGCCGAAGAUAUGCCUGGCAUUGAUCCCGAAUUCCAUUGUCAUUGA